This is a messenger RNA of Lycium ferocissimum, 1230 nucleotides long. RefSeq names its product putative F-box protein At1g47730. The coding region runs from base 26 to 1138 and encodes 370 amino acids. The transcript has a single exon. The record is from RefSeq and is a predicted model, not a curated record. NCBI's taxonomy places the organism in Eukaryota, Viridiplantae, Streptophyta, Magnoliopsida, Solanales, Solanaceae. Gene Ontology annotation, molecular function: protein binding.
UUCUCACCAAAAUCACUUUUCUACAAUGGAUUCUUUAGGAAGUAAAUCUUCAAUUCCUCGAGAAAUAAUCUUUGAAAUAUUCUCAUGGCUUCCUACUAAGUCCUUAAUGCGUUUCAAGUGCGUGACCAAAUUCUGCAAUUCUCUUGUAUCUGAGUCAGAUUUUGUGGAUAUCCAUGGAUAUCGCUCUAUAACUCGUCCAGAUGGAACAAAAUUCUUUCUCCAUGAAAAGAGAGCUUUUUACACAGCUGAGCAAAAGGAAGAUGGAAAAAUAGGUGCCUCCCUUUUUCAAACUGCGAGAUUUGAUGGACUCUACGGCUCUUCAGAUUCUUCUUGGUUGGAUUGCGUUAAUGGUUUAUUUUGCGUUUGUGAACCAUUAUCUCUGGGACGUGCAGCAGUUUUCAAUCCUAGUACAAGAGAAGUAAGAUUUCUUCCAAAUCUAAAUGAAGAAUUUUCUCUGUGUAACUAUGCAUUAGGUUUUGAAUCAAAAGAAAAUAAGUACAAAGUUCUUUUGUCAACAUAUCAUGUUCGAGAAGGGGGCAGAAAAAACUGGGUUUUGACUUUAGGCAUAGACGAAGAAUGGAGAGAGACUCAAAGCAUUUACCCAGGCAUUUUCUAUUCCAUGCCAGGUGUUUGCAUUAGUGGAGUUAUCUAUCGGUUUAUAUAUCAGUCUGCCAUGUCUAAUAGACGUGAUAUAGCUGCAUUUGAUAUCAAAUCUGAAAAAUUCAAUAUUAUUGAAUUAUGGAAUUCAUCUCAUCACAAGGCAGGUGAUUACAAGCUGAUAGAGGUGAAGGGUAAAUUAGCAGUCACAGAUUGUGAAAAUUGGUUAACUGGAUACAUCCGCUUGUGGAUUUUAGAAAAUAUUAAGAAAGAAGAUCGAUGGAAGAGUCAUAUCAUUAGCUUUUCUUCAAUAUGGAACGUCAUAAGCCCUAAAAUAGAAUCAUCUCUUCGAAUCAUAUGCUUCUGCAAAUCCAGAGAUGGGGAGAUUAUAUUCAUUGUGAAUUUAAAACCAGGCUUUUUAUGUUUAUGUUAUGAUGUCACGACAAAGAGUUGGAGAAAAGUAAAAAUCAAGGGGCUUCCUUCGGAGAGCUACAUUGUAGGAGGUUAUAGUUAUGUAGAAAGUCUAGUUCCCUGUGGAUAAUUUUGUUCAAACUCGAAGACAUUUUGAGUCUUUUGUGUCCUUUUUCAAGGAUAUGGAUAGCAUUAAAGUCUCCCGUAGAAGUAUAUACAGAU